Microtus ochrogaster (prairie vole) is the source of this 1760-nucleotide messenger RNA. The record is from RefSeq and is a predicted model, not a curated record. Lineage: Eukaryota; Metazoa; Chordata; Mammalia; Rodentia; Cricetidae.
GGAGGCCGCAAGCCGCCGGCUCUGGUUGGCUGGCCGCCCCCGUCCCUCCCCCGCCCCUCCCCCCGCCCCCGCCCUCCCGGCGCGGUGGCCGCGGAGAGAAAGUAAGGUGAAAAAGUCCAAGUGCUGCUGCGGGCGCGAUGGGGGCCGGCUCCUCAAGCUACCGGCCUAAGGCCAUCUACCUGGACAUCGAUGGACGCAUCCAGAAGGUGGUUUUCAGUAAGUACUGCAACUCCAGCGACAUUAUGGACCUGUUCUGCAUCGCCACUGGCCUGCCUCGGAACACCACCAUCUCCCUUCUGACCACGGAUGACGCCAUGGUCUCUAUCGAUCCCACCAUGCCUGCGAACUCAGAGCGAACUCCCUACAAGGUGAGACCUGUGGCUGUCAAGCAACUAUCUGAAAGAGAAGAACUCAUCCAGGGUGUGCUGGCCCAGGUGGCAGAGCAGUUCUCCAGAGCGUUUAAGAUCAACGAGCUGAAAGCAGAAGUUGCAAACCACCUGGCCGUGCUGGAGAAAAGGGUGGAACUGGAAGGACUUAAAGUGGUGGAGAUCGAAAAAUGCAAGAGUGACAUUAAGAAGAUGCGGGAGGAGCUGGCCGCCAGAAACAGCAGGACCAACUGUCCCUGUAAAUACAGUUUUUUGGAUAACAAGAAGCUGACACCCCGACGUGAUGUCCCCACUUACCCCAAGUACCUGCUCUCCCCAGAGACCAUCGAAGCCCUCCGGAAGCCCACCUUCGAUGUCUGGCUUUGGGAACCCAACGAGAUGCUGAGCUGCUUAGAGCAUAUGUACCAUGACCUCGGCCUGGUCAGGGACUUCAACAUCAACCCCAUCACACUCCGCAGAUGGCUGCUCUGCGUGCACGACAACUACAGGAACAACCCCUUCCACAACUUCCGGCACUGCUUCUGUGUGACGCAGAUGAUGUACAGCAUGGUCUGGCUCUGUGGCCUCCAGGAGAAGUUUUCCCAGAUGGACAUCUUGGUCCUGAUGACCGCAGCCAUCUGCCAUGAUCUGGACCACCCAGGGUACAACAACACAUACCAGAUCAACGCCCGCACGGAGCUGGCUGUGCGCUACAACGACAUCUCACCUCUGGAGAACCACCACUGCGCCAUUGCCUUCCAGAUCCUGGCGAGGCCCGAGUGCAACAUCUUCUCCAGUGUACCACCUGAGGGCUUCAGGCAGAUCAGGCAGGGCAUGAUCACAUUGAUCUUGGCCACUGACAUGGCAAGGCACGCUGAAAUUAUGGAUUCUUUCAAAGAAAAAAUGGAGAAUUUCGACUACAGCAAUGAGGAACACCUGACGCUGCUGAAGAUGAUUCUCAUAAAAUGCUGCGAUAUCUCCAACGAAGUCCGUCCCAUGGAGGUGGCAGAGCCAUGGGUGGAUUGUUUAUUGGAAGAAUACUUCAUGCAGAGUGACCGUGAGAAGUCGGAAGGCCUUCCUGUGGCCCCAUUCAUGGACAGGGACAAAGUGACCAAAGCAACAGCCCAAAUUGGGUUCAUCAAGUUUGUCCUGAUCCCAAUGUUUGAAUCAGUGACCAAGCUCUUCCCCGUUGUCGAGGAGACCAUGCUACGGCCACUCUGGGAGUCUCGCGAACACUAUGAGGAGCUGAAGCAGCUGGAUGACGCCAUGAAGGAGUUACAGAAGAAGACAGACAACUUGACAACUGGGGGCACAGAAAACGCCACAGAGAAGAACAGAGAUAAGAAAAACAGUGAAGGACAUUCUCCUCCAAACUGAUGGCUCAAUGUGUAGGGU